CAGUUGAAGGAGAAGCAAAGAUGGCGAAUCUCGUGGAGGCGACUAGCCGACAGCAGUUUGAGGAGCUCCUCUCUAAAGCCGGGAAGAACCUGACCGUGGUGCACUUCCAGGCGGAGUGGGCUCCUCAGUGCGGACAGAUGAACGACGUGAUGGCCGAGCUGGCCAAGCAGCACGCGCAGGUGGCCUUCGUCAAGAUGGAAGCCGAAUCGGUGGCCGAGGUGUCGCAGAAGUAUGAAGUCUCCUCGGUGCCAACGUUCCUUUUCUUCAAGGCGGGAGAGAAGGUGGACCGCCUGGACGGGGCGCACGCCGCGGAGCUGACCAAGAAGGUCCAGCGCCUGGCCGGGUACGGGGGUCCGGAUGACGGAGGAGCAGCGGCGGGGUCGGACCUGAACCAGCGGCUGAAGAAGCUGAUCAACGCCGGGCCCUGCAUGCUGUUCAUGAAGGGCUCCCCGCAGGAGCCCCGCUGCGGCUUCAGCCGGCAGAUCGUGGCGCUGCUGAAGGAGCACAACAUCCGCUUCAGCAGCUUCGACAUCCUGUCCGAUGAGGAGGUCCGGCAGGGGCUGAAGACCUACUCCAACUGGCCCACGUACCCGCAGCUGUACGUGAACGGGGAGCUGGUGGGCGGGCUGGACAUCGUGAAGGAGCUGGCCGCGUCCGGGGAGCUGGAGAACACCUGCCCGAAGGCCGUGAGCCUGGAGCACCGCCUGAAGACCAUCAUCAACCAGAGCCCCAUCAUGCUGUUCAUGAAGGGCAACAAGCAGGCCGCCAAAUGUGGCUUCAGCAGGCAGAUCCUGGAGGUCCUGAACGGGACCGGCCUGGACUAUGACACCUUUGACAUCCUGCAGGACGAAGAGGUGCGUCAGGGGCUGAAGACUUACUCCAACUGGCCCACCUACCCCCAGCUGUACGUGAAGGGGGAGCUGAUCGGGGGCUUGGACAUAGUCAAGGAGCUGAAGGAGAGCGGAGAGCUGGUGUCUGUGCUGAAGGGGGAGUCCUAGGUGGGCCGGUGUGUCCACCAGGGAUCAGAGAACCUGCUGCACAUCAGCUGUGAGCUCACAGACAGGUCCAGAGUCUGCUUCAGUCAAACACAAAGACAAGAGUUUCCUUUUGGUCCUCAUGUUCAGGCUGUCAGGAACAGGAAGCUGAAUCCAUCCACAUCAUUUAGACUUUGGUUCUGGAGAAAAACACUGAAAACUUCCAACUUUAUAUUUUCUGUUUCCAUCCCUCCCUCCUGCAGUAAACUCAUCUUCUGUAACCACCUCAUGCUGGUUUCUUCACAACAUUGUAAUUAAACAUUUAAAGCCA
This is a messenger RNA of Austrofundulus limnaeus, 1305 nucleotides long. It is a transcript of the gene glrx3, whose product is annotated as glutaredoxin 3. The record is from RefSeq and is a predicted model, not a curated record. Bases 21 to 998 code for a protein of 325 amino acids. Gene Ontology annotation, cellular component: nucleus; cytosol. The transcript has a single exon. NCBI's taxonomy places the organism in Eukaryota, Metazoa, Chordata, Actinopteri, Cyprinodontiformes, Rivulidae. Gene Ontology annotation, biological process: intracellular iron ion homeostasis.